GGCUUCUUCCAGCUGGAAUGCUGGAGGAAUACAAAUACAAAAGACCUCACUCAGCCCCCCAGCCAAGAAACAAAAACCCAAGCGAAGGGGGGCGGGAGGGGGGGGGCGAAGCCAUCAUCUGCAUAAGCCUCUCCUCAUUGGUGGAGAAGGAUGACUGGCUGCUGGGUACCCCUGCCGGCGCUUAGGGCUGCUGGUGCCGGGCCUCCGCUUUGCAUCCUGUGGCGGAGACUAGCCGAAGGCGUGGGGCCCUUUGUAUGGCCCUGGCUCCCUCGGACGUGCUGGGAAUGAUCUCUGCGGCCGCGGAGCUGCGAUGAGUUCGGAAGCGUCGCCUCCCAAGCCCGGGCUCCAUCCCCGGCGGUGAAGGCAGCUUUCUUUACCUGCCUGUCGGGCCUCGCAGCCCCUCUGUAUGGUCUCCUUGGAGAUGACAUUUGAGCCGAAGAGGCGAAGCCGGCAUGUAAAUAUCUGGGCGGAGUUCUGUCCUCCGCCUCCAGCCUUGCAAGCUGCAGGGGCUCCCAUCCCUCCAUCCGCCCCCGGGCUCCCUCCCUGAGCUGCUGGGAACCCCGCCUGGAAGAAGGGUGCUCAGACACCUGCUGGGAAACCUGAAUGUGCCCAGGAGCAGCGGCUUGGGCGGAGAGCGGGCGUCGGGGUGAAGUGAGAGGCAGCCACCUUUGCUGACCACAGACAGCUUCCCGGGCUUGGAAGACAGCAGCAGCAGCCGAGAACGAAGGUGAGGACUGGCGGCCGGAAAUACCUAGCUGAUGGAGGACCCCAGGAGCCCCAGCACUGACGACUUGGAAAACAUAAAGACAGAGGCAGCUCCAAAGGAGAAUAUUCCUGGAGAAGACUCAAAGGCUGAUAAUAGCUGUUCUCCUUGUGGAGAAAGUGAGAGCCAGGAAAAGACUCCAGAGGUAAAACAUAAGUGGAAUUUGAGAAAAAGGAGCAAUCACCAGAAGAUUCAAAGUGAAGACAAAAUUAAUCAAGAUGAGGAAUGGGAGGAAGACUCCAGUCAAGAUUCAAACUUUUCUGAACAUCACAAAGAUCAUAAGGUUGAGAAGCUCUAUAAAUGUAAAGAAUGUGGGAAAACAUUCACUCGCAAGUCAAGAAUUAUUCGACAUCAGAAGAUCCAUACUGGAGAGAAGCCUUAUAAAUGUGAUGAAUGUGGGAAAGCCUUCAUGGAGAGCUCAACUCUCAUUUUACAUCAGAGAAUUCAUACUAAGGAGAAGCCUUAUAAAUGUAAUGAAUGUGGGAAAGCUUUCACUCAAAACUCCACACUUGUUAUGCACCAAAGGAUUCAUACUGGAGAGAAGCCUUAUAAAUGUAAUGAGUGUGGGAAAGCCUUUAGUCAGAGCUCCAAUCUUAUUGUACAUCAAAAGACUCAUAUUGGAGAGAAGCCUUAUAAAUGCAAUGAAUGUGGGAAAUCCUUCACUCAAAAUUCGACCCUUGUUAAACACCAGAGAAUUCACACUGGAGAGAAACCUUAUAAAUGUGAUGAAUGUGGGAAAGCCUUCACUCAAUACUCAACGCUUCUAAAGCACCACAGAAUCCAUAAUGGAGAGAAGCCUUAUAAAUGUGAAGAAUGUGGGAAAGGCUUCAGUGAAAGCUCAACUCUUAUUAUACAUCAGAUAAUUCAUACUGGCGAGAAGUCUUAUAUAUGUCAUGAGUGUGGGAAAUCCUUCAUUCAAAGCUCAAACCUUAUUGUACAUCAGAAGAUUCAUACUGGAGAGAAGCCUUAUAAAUGUAAAGAAUGUGGGAAAGCCUUCACUCAAAGCUCAGAUCUUUUUAAACAUCACAGAAUUCAUACCGGAGAGAAACCUUAUAAAUGUGAUGAAUGUGGGAAAGCUUUCAUUCAGAGUUCACUUCUUAUUAGGCAUAAGAUGAUUCAUACUGGAGAGAAGCCUUAUAAAUGCAAUGAAUGUGGGAAAGCCUUCAGUCGGAGUUCAAACCUUGUUGUACAUCAGAAGACUCAUUUUGGAGAGAAGCAUAUUGUAAAAAAUACAGGACAUCCUUCUUGUGAUAUUAAGCAGGAAGAGAUUCAUAUUGGAGAAUAGCCUUUUUAAUAUAAUUAGUGUAGGAAAGUCAUCAGUGGCACUUCAACCAGUAUAUAUAUGUAAUAUUGGAAAUUGAAGAAUAAAAAAGCAUUUGUUAGGAAUUCACUAUGUGCCAAGUGCUGGGUUAAUUACUGAGUAUUCAGGUAAUAAGACAGUCCCUAUUCUCAAAAUGCUUCUAACCUAAUUUGGGAAGACGACAUGUUAAUUCAACCAGCUGCAAAAUGGAAGGGAAAGGCACAAAAUAUUAAGGAAUCAAGUAUAAGUUCAAUAGCAAUGCCCAUCACUUCUUAGCAAGAAUCUGGAUUUUUGUCCAAAAAUGGCUGCCCAUCCUAAUUACGAAUGGGGGAGUGGUUUUGAGGGUCUGAGUGGAAAAGGAAAUGUAGAUGCUCUCUGGGAAGGGACUGGAAUUUGAAGCAUUGUCAGAAGUAGAAGAGAGAAAGAGCCAUUUAAGAAAGGAGGAAGAUUUUUGUAGGGAAAAGGAAAUUUAGAUCUCAGGGGGAACCAGUUGGACCUUCCUGUUAAUCCUUCAUGAGAACUGAGACUGCUUAUAAGGCAAAGAGGAAGAUGUCAACUCAUACUGGAUUUAAUUCAUAGAAAUGUAAUGAACAUUUGAAGACUUUCCAAGCCUUGCCCCCAAGAUACUCUCUUCCCAGUUUUUCAUUUGGCUGUCCGGAUUUCAAUACCAUGCCUUAGUUUUAGCCUCAACAUGGAAUCUCCCUCAGUACCUAGAAUCUCUUCAACUUGAAAUAUCUUUUCUGUCCUUUUCUCCUUGACUCUUUCUUUCUGAUUCUGACUCCCUUCUCCUACUGGUGAAUUCUUCUCCAAGCUUCUAUUUGGGGAAGGGUACCAGAAUGGUCAAACUUUUUCUUCUCCUCCUUCAUGCUUUUCUGACUUUGUAGAUUAAAAUACAAAAAAACCCUUGCAUGGGUCCUUGUGCCUCUUUCUACCACUCCACCUUCCAAACCACUGUCAUGUAUUGUCUCCCAAUUAGAAUGUAAGCACUUUAAGGGAAGUAUUUCUGCUUGUAUAUAUAUUGUCCAUUCUCAUCACUGAGCCUGACAAACAGUAAAUCUUUAAUAAAUGCUCCUUGCCUUGCCGUUGUUACACAAUACAAGCCUUACCUAAUAUCAGAGGAUCCAUAGAGGAGAAAACUAGUCAUACAUAAAUUUAGUUUAGUGUUUGUGCUUCAGAUAUUUUUCCUAUAAUGACUUUUUCCUUAAUUCAUUCUGUAACUCUUUUUCAUUUAAUGAGUAUAUUCAAGAAUAUACAUUUAUUGCUAUGAUUAAUGAAUUCAAUUUGCUUUCUGGCAUUUUCUUCAUAUGUAUUGACUGGGUUGAGGAAAUUCCUUUUUCAGGUAAUAACUACUUAUUUCAUUUUCAUCUAUGUCUCACUAAUAUUAUUCUUCACUCUGAUAGUGACUUCUUAGAUAAGAUUUCUUGUAACAAGUGAUUCUAGGCAAUUAAAAGAAUGAUGAUGCCCUCCAUGAAAUAUGGAAGUUAAGAGAUGAGAUGGAUUUAGGGGGGAAAGAUAGUGCAGUCAGAGUAGGACAUGUUGAGUUUAAGAUGUUUCCAAUAUGAAAUGUUGCCAAGGAAGAUGGAAGUGCAGAACAUGGGCUCAGGAAAGAGUGGAUAUAUAGAUCUAGGAGUCAUCAGUGCAGAGAUGAUAGGAAAUCCUGUAUUAGCCAAGGAAAUCACUAAGAGAAGCAUUAAACAAGAGAGAGCAGAGGGCAGGAUUCUGGAGGACAGCAUACUUUGAGGUUAGGACACAGAUGAAGAUCCACUAUGUAAAAAUGAGAUGUCAGACUGUUAGGAGCAGAAUCACAAAGAAAUCCUCUGAAGAAAAUUGAAGUAGGAGAGAAUCCAUGGGAGAAAGAGUGUGUUCAACAUUGCAAUAAUUACAAAGCUUUUCAGGAUGAAGACUAGGCAAAACAAUUUAGAAUUUAUCAAGAUAUAGAAAUCAUAUUGCAAAUGGUUGGAAGGUGAGAAAAUGGAGGUAGUGAGUAUAAGUAGAACUACUUUGCAAGUAUUUUUAUUAAUGCUUAUCCAUUAAUUUAGUGAUUUUGUAAGAGUUUGAAUGCAAAAGGGAGAAGAAUAUAGGGGUUCAGGAGGCAGAUUGAGAGCCAGGUCUAGAGACAGGAAGUCCUGGGUUCAAAUGUGACCUCAAACACUUCCUAGCUAUGUGACACUGGGCAACUCACUUAAUUAUCAUUGCCUAGCCAUCACAGCUCUUUUGCCUUGGAACCAAUACUUACUAUUGAUUCCAGGACAGAAAGUAGGGUUUAAAAAAGAAUAUGGGAGUUCUGAAUGUGUUUGGAGACAGCAGGGAAGGAAGGAGACAAUGUAUAAGGAGAGGUUGAACUCAACUUUGUGCAUAUGUGUUUACAAAUCCUUCAUAGUCCAACCCUUCCGUUCUUCUCUGAAGCACUUCUGUCAAUCAUUCCUCCAAGAUCAUUAUCUCCUUAAUAGACUUUUGAGCAGUAAAAUUCCUCCAGCCAAACCUUCCCAGGCAGAACCCUCAGGGAACCCAAAAAUACCAGUGAUCCUGGAAUCUGCUCAUCCUAGAACAAAGGCACAAAGAGGAUGAUGGAAGGAAUCCAGUUGUGAAGGCGAAGGAUGUAGAUGAUGGAGUAGAACUGAUGUAGCUAACCAAGGUAUUAGAUAAGCAAGGGAGGACAAUAUGAUCAGUACAGGAGUGGUAGCCUGGGGAAGGAGUCAAGUUUUGAGGUGACAAGGUCACAAGGGAAAUAGAAUUAGUAUAAUAUGAAAAAGGAUUUUGAAGUCCAAGAACAUGAUAGUGGAAUAUUUGUGGGAGAUAAACUCAAUGGUAAGACUGUCUCUAUGUGUAGCUGAGGUAUAAUGGCAUUAUGGGAAUUAAGUAGAUUGAAGAAAUAGGAAUUUAGGGUGCUUGCAGGAGUGUAUGUUUAAAAUCUCCUAGUUUAAUGAACAGAUUUUCUUCCUUUUAGGAAAAUCCAAUCCAUGGUUCAAGGAGGAAGGGCCAGAGACUUGCCAUGGUUUGAGGGGAGAAAAACUAUAUCAGGGAAAAGUUUAAAAAUAUUAGUCCUAGGGGGCAGCUGGGUAGCACAGUGGAUUGAGAGCCAGUCCUAGAGAUGGGAGGUCCUAGGUUCAAAUCUGGCCUCAGACACUUCCCAGCUGUGUGACCCUGGGCAAGUCACUUGACCCCCAUUGCCUAGCCCUUACCACUCUUCUGUCUUGGAGCCAAUA
Molecule: messenger RNA, 5269 nt
Organism: Monodelphis domestica (gray short-tailed opossum)
Lineage: Eukaryota; Metazoa; Chordata; Mammalia; Didelphimorphia; Didelphidae
Source: RefSeq, a predicted model, not a curated record